Messenger RNA from Pediculus humanus corporis (human body louse), 582 nucleotides. Its product is annotated as Nicotinamide riboside kinase, putative. The record is from RefSeq and is a predicted model, not a curated record. Gene Ontology annotation, cellular component: cytoplasm. The transcript is spliced from 2 exons. The coding region runs from base 1 to 582 and encodes 193 amino acids. NCBI's taxonomy places the organism in Eukaryota, Metazoa, Arthropoda, Insecta, Psocodea, Pediculidae.
AUGCCUAGAGAAAAUUGGCUUGUGAUUGGGAUUUCCGGGGCUACUUGUAGUGGAAAAACAACAAUUGCAAAGGAACUUCAUUCAUUGUUUGGUAACAGUGUACUGUUGCAACAAGAUGAUUACUUUUACGAUGAAAAAAUUAUAGAAUCGAGUAAUUCCACAACCACUACUCAGUGUAAAUCAACAGAAAUUGAAAUAAAAUUUAAAGAGAAAUUUUGCUCAACCGACGUCAUACCUUCUGUUUAUUGCAUAAUCAAUAAAUUUCAAAAGCUUCAGUUGGUUCCCAACAUAUUAUUUAUUGAAGGAUUUUUAAUAUUUAAUGAUGAUCAAUUGCAAGAUUUAUGCGAUUUGAAAUUUUAUUUUACGAUGAGUAAAACACUGUGUUUCGAAAGGCGUAAAACUAGAAUUUAUAAACCGCCAGAUGUGCCUGGAUAUUUUGAAAAAUAUGUGUGGCCAUUAUACCUUAUUCAUUAUGAUGAAGUGCUUAGAAAGUGUACAAAUGUGACUUAUUUAGACGGAUCAGAUUCCAUUGAAAACAAUUUUAGAAGCAUUUUACAUAGAAUACUGGACUUUUUAAUUUAA